Messenger RNA from Paramecium primaurelia, 381 nucleotides. The record is from the annotation of a GenBank genome assembly. NCBI's taxonomy places the organism in Eukaryota, Ciliophora, Oligohymenophorea, Peniculida, Parameciidae.
AUGAAUAAAUAAUAAUGUUGUUAAUAGUGUGAAAGCAAUGAAAAUGUUUUGAUUUGUGUUAAAUGUUCAUAAGGCUUAUGUGAUGAAUGUUUCUAAUAGUUUGGUGGAAAGGAUUUUGAAGCAUUAUGUCCAGUUUGCUAAAUGCUUAGUGUUUUUAGGUAAUCAUAGGUGGAAAUCUGUGAGGCUUGUGCAGACAUUCAUGAGAGUGAAUAAGAGGAAAUGGAAUGUCUAUUUAAAUCAAUGAACUUAAUGAAGGAUAAGAUGAAUCAACUAUUUUUAGUUGGAUAAUAAAGGAUUAAGAGAAUAGAAUAAUUGAAAUAAUAAAUAUAAAUAAAUGAAAAUGAAAUUAAUAUGUUGAAAGCAUAGGCCUAGAUUUUAUGA